AAAUUUCAUGUUGCGUACUACAAACAAAGGGUGAGCUUGGCAAUUUAAACAAAAAAAAAAAAAACAAUUUUCAAUCAAAAUUUGAAAAAGAGCGAAUUCUAUUAUACAGUAAUCUAUGUGAAUUGUAUUAUUCAAAAGCAUGAUAGAAGCAAAUGUGUCAUACAGGAAAAUUUACAUUUGAUAUUAUUAAUAGAGAAUAUUAUUGGUAUCAAUGUGUCCCUGAGCGCCUUUUGAGCUGGAGGAUUUCAAUUAAAUGAAGUUUAAAAAGCAACAAUUUCUUAUUGAAAAAUAGCAGAAAAUGUAUUGUGCGUGCCCUGGCUAUGAUUGGCUGUGAAAGCGACAAAGGCGGGAAGGAAUCUAAAAAAGUUUGGCUGCGAUUGGCUGAAUGCCAAAAGGCGGGCGGUCGUACAGUAAGACAUGCUGCGAUUGGCCGACCGCUUCACGGUGGCGCACACUACCAGUGUGUUGUGGAAAAAACGCCGGCCGGGAGGUUCGAGUGAAGUGCUGGUGACCCAAAAGCUCCGCGCGCGUUCGGUUUGUCGGCACACGAAACGGAACCGGGCCGACCGGCUGGUUGAAAAGCGUCGAAGUCGGAGGAGACGGAGGCUGGCCAACAUGCUUAAGCAGCAGCAAAAGCAAAACGCGGCGUCUCACGUGAAACGGCCCAUGAACGCCUUCAUGGUUUGGUCCAAAAUGGAGCGCAAGAAGAUCAUGCAGCAGUCCCCUGAAGUGCACAACGCCGAGAUCUCCAAGCGGCUCGGCAAGAGGUGGAAGUCGCUGGACAAGUCCGAGAAGGGACCGUUCAUCCGCGAGGCUGAGCGACUGCGCCUGCAGCACAUGGCCGACCACCCGGACUACAAGUACCGGCCCAGGAAGAAGACGAAAACUGGAGAGGCGGUCGGCAGGAGCGGCCGAGGAGCCAGCAAGCAGUCCAACCCGCAACAGAGGCAGGGUUGCCGCUUCGCGCUCAAGCGGGACUUCAACGACUCGACCGACGAAGAACCUGCCCCAGAACCGGAAGAAGAUUCGGUUCGGCUCUUCUAUAGCUUAAAGAACAUCACCCGCCAGGCGUCGGGGACCUUGUACCUGGCCUCGUCGUCGUCGUCCUCUUCAGAGUCCAAUUCGUCUUGCUGUGGAGACGACCUGGAGCCCGACCAGCAGGACCCGUUCCCGCUCAGCCCAGCCCCUUCGGAACCGGGCAACCUGAGUCUCUCUCUCGUGGACAAGGACUUGGACCUGAGCGGUACUGAGCGUGGCCGCGGGUCUCAUUUCGAGUUUCCGGACCACUGCACGCCCGAAUUGAGCAGGAUGAUCACUGGAGACUUCUCGGACCUUGUGUUCACCUACUGAGCCUGAAGUGACAAAAAUGGCGAUUUCUUUUUUUUUUUUUUUUUUUUUUUUUAAAUAGUUUUCCUUUUCACCUGAACUUGAAAUUUAUUUUCCUAUGUUUUCCACGCACUUUGUAGCAAUUUGACCUAAAAUGCUGCGAGGUUUUUGUGAUCACGUGACAGAUUUUCUGAUUUCUGCUCCGUUUUAUGACAUUUGAAAAACGUGACAAUAAAUCAGGUGCGAC
Syngnathoides biaculeatus (alligator pipefish) is the source of this 1573-nucleotide messenger RNA. RefSeq names its product SRY-box transcription factor 11b (gene sox11b). Gene Ontology annotation, biological process: cell differentiation; anatomical structure morphogenesis; regulation of DNA-templated transcription. Gene Ontology annotation, molecular function: RNA polymerase II cis-regulatory region sequence-specific DNA binding; DNA-binding transcription factor activity, RNA polymerase II-specific. Lineage: Eukaryota; Metazoa; Chordata; Actinopteri; Syngnathiformes; Syngnathidae. The record is from RefSeq and is a predicted model, not a curated record. The transcript has a single exon. The coding region runs from base 418 to 1350 and encodes 310 amino acids.